CAUAUAUACUUAAAUAUUUGUUUUAACCUAUAAUAACAUACAUACAUAUCUUGAUGUACAUUUAAUUACGUAUUAUUAGUAAAAUGUCAUCUUCUCAUACGACAGAAUUGACCGAACAUUUGGUUAAAGAUUAUGGGAAUUAUGCCAAAGUGGAUUGGGACAAUCAGAUGAGAAAUUUCCGUGAUAUUAUUGAGGAUACAUUGAUACGACUGGAAGAGUAUCAAUCAAUUGUUACAAUGGUGGAGAAUGGCAGUGCAGAGUGCAUACAGCAGCAUCUUCCAAAAUUACAAUACAUGAAGGAUGGUAUGACCAGUCUUUGUAGAAGAAUAGAUGCAUUGGAGCAUGUUGUCGCAAUGGCCAAUAUGAAUUUAAGUUCACUAGAAGCCACUGUAGAUAAGGCAGAAACAGAAUUAGGUGUAUCAGAUAGAUUAUUUGGGAUACUAAACCCUUUAUCAUUUUUUGUAAGUAACUUGGAGAAAUCUUUUUUGUAUAAUAAAAAACUCAAGAACCUGUGGUAUCAAAUACGGUGUCAAUAUAUAAAUCACCAGUAA
Nylanderia fulva is the source of this 551-nucleotide messenger RNA. The record is from RefSeq and is a predicted model, not a curated record. NCBI's taxonomy places the organism in Eukaryota, Metazoa, Arthropoda, Insecta, Hymenoptera, Formicidae.